CCGCCGCCGCCUACGGCCUGGUAUCCGCCAUGAAGUUUCGCGCCAAGAUCGUGGACCUGGCUUGUCUGAAUCAUUUCACACGAGUCAGUAACAUGAUAGCCAAGCUUGCCAAAACCUGCACCCUCCGCAUCAGCCCGGAGAAGCUCAACUUCAUCCUUUGCGACAAGCUGGCCAGUGGAGGCGUGAGCAUGUGGUGUGAGCUGGAGCAGGAGAACUUCUUUAGUGAAUUUCAAAUGGAAGGGAUCUCUGAAGAAAACAACGAGAUUUAUUUAGAAUUAACGUCGGAAAACUUAUCUCGAGCCUUGAAAACUGCCCAGAACGCCAGAGCCUUGAAAAUCAAGCUGACUAACAAACACUUCCCCUGCCUUACCGUGUCUGUAGAGCUGCAGCUGUCUUCAUCAAGCAGUAGCAGAAUUGUGGUGCAUGAUAUCCCCAUAAAGGUUAUUCCGAGAAGAUUGUGGAAGGACUUACAAGAACCCUCCAUCCCAGACUGUGAUGUCAGUAUUUGUUUACCAGCCUUGAAGAUGAUGAAGAGUGUUGUGGAGAAAAUGAGAAACAUCAGCAGUCAGCUUGUGAUUGAAGCAAAUCUAAAGGGAGAAUUAAACCUAAAGAUAGAAACUGAGCUAGUGUGUGUGACUACUCAUUUUAAGGAUCUUGAAAACCCUCUAUUACCCUCUGACAGUGUCUCUCAAAACCGACACCCAGAAGACAUGGCCAAGGUGCACAUUGACAUAAAGAAACUCCUCCAGUUUCUUGCUGGACAGCAAGUGACUCCCACCAAGGCAGUGUGCAAUAUCGUUAAUAACAGAACUGUUCAUUUUGAUUUGCUCCUGGAAGACGUCUCCCUUCAGUAUUUCAUCCCAGCCUUGUACUAGCACCGUCUCAGCAGACUUGGGAGCACAGAAACUUUUGUCACUAUGAGAGAAGCACUGGACGAUAUGGUCAGUCAGCUGCCUGUCCACACAGUACCACACAUCUGUACUUGGCUUAUUUCUCUCCCUAUGCUGCUUUAAGCACAACUGUGCUUAAUGAAGCACAGUUGGAUAGUCACUCCUUCAAAUUACUCAAUACCAAUCCUCUUAUCUCUAAGACAUUAAGAAGAAAAUAAUUUAUUUUUUUUAUAGAGUUUUUGUUGUUUUGUUUUCUUCUGGUGCGGAGAUGAGACCAGGGCCUCGUGCAUACUGAGCAUGUGCUCUGCCACUGAGCUGCCCCCCCCCCCCCGUCCCUGUCUAAAAUUUGAGUAGUGGUUGGUUUGUCAAUGAGGUUACAAAAAUUAUAUGUGUAGAAUUCAUGUUGCAGUCAGUACAACCCAGGUAGUUUCCAGCUCAUUCCCUGGUAUAACACAGCUGUCUGUUUUCAGAGUUUAGCAUGCUCAUUUCUCCCAUCCACACAUCUGGGAGAUCAGUGCGAAAUGGACAGCCCCUCUGCCCCUGCAGCAUGCCGGGUUUCUCACCACACCGUGAGUGUACAGCUACUGCAUGUGGAACCUUGCAAGCUUACAGAAGAUUCAAGUCCACUCACUUCCUUCUCGCUGUCUGCAGAGCCAGAGAGCCUGGGGAAGCUGCAGAGCUCCCAGCCUGGAGAAAUUGGGUCCCUGAGAGCCUAAAGGCCCCAGAAACCUACCCAGCCCACAUAGUUCCCAUCUUGAACUUGUCCUUUUUGUAUUUUCUGGUUUUAGGUUAUAAUUCCCUGUUUUGUAGCACUCAGGAUCAAGCCCAGGACUGGGUACAUGCUAUGCAAGCACCGUGUGUCAAAUUCUAUCUCCAGUCCUUUAUAUCAUAAUUGUGUAUAAUGCUUCCACAGUGUCAGAUCUACCCUUCUGUAAAGCACGUUGUUUUGUGUAAAGCAGUGGAAGCUCAGCUGUCUGUCAUAUCUGUGAAGUGAUGAGGGUGUGUCCUGCUCCUGAUUGGAGCUGGCUCACCCAAAACAGUGACUUCCCAUUCUCCAAAAACACCAUUACCAGGUUUUCAGUUUUAACUAGGUGUCAUGAGAUGGCAUCAUAAACAGAGUUUUCAUGUCACAAAGUCAAGGCCUAAGUUGCCUAGGAUAAGAUUUUAAAAGAA
Mus pahari (shrew mouse) is the source of this 2063-nucleotide messenger RNA. RefSeq names its product HUS1 checkpoint clamp component (gene Hus1). Bases 30 to 875 code for a protein of 281 amino acids. Gene Ontology annotation, cellular component: checkpoint clamp complex; nucleolus; site of double-strand break. Gene Ontology annotation, biological process: nucleotide-excision repair; telomere maintenance; mitotic intra-S DNA damage checkpoint signaling. The record is from RefSeq and is a predicted model, not a curated record. The transcript is spliced from 8 exons. Lineage: Eukaryota; Metazoa; Chordata; Mammalia; Rodentia; Muridae.